Micromonas pusilla CCMP1545 is the source of this 1068-nucleotide messenger RNA. RefSeq lists its product as uncharacterized. Bases 1 to 1068 code for a protein of 355 amino acids. Gene Ontology annotation, molecular function: protein tyrosine/serine/threonine phosphatase activity. The transcript has a single exon. Gene Ontology annotation, biological process: protein dephosphorylation. Lineage: Eukaryota; Viridiplantae; Chlorophyta; Mamiellophyceae; Mamiellales; Mamiellaceae. The record is from RefSeq and is a predicted model, not a curated record.
AUGGCGCCGCCGGACGUCACCGAGGUGGAGCCGCGCCUGUUCAUCGGCGCCGAGGACGCGGUCGAGGCCGCGGUCGCGGACGCCGCGCUCGGCGUGACGCAUCUCGUCAGCUUCGGAUAUCCGCCCCCGAGCUUCCCGUGGGACGACGACGACGCCGACGCCGACGCCGACGCGGUCGUGCGGACGCUCAAGGUGGAGCUCGAGGACGACGACGACGGCGACCUGCUGUCGCAGCUCCCGGACGUCCUCGCGUUCAUCUCCGACGGCCUGCGCGGCGGCGGCGCCGUCCUCGUGCACUGCCACGCCGGCGUGUCCAGAAGCGCGGCCGCGCUCGUCGCGCACCUCAUGCGCGCGCGCGAUCUCGACCCGGACGCCGCGCUCGCGCUCCUGCGCGCGAAGCACGCGCGCGCGUCGCCCAACGACGGCUUCAUCGCGCAGCUCGAGCUGUGGAACGCGAUGGACCGAAAGCUCAGCGCGUCGAGCGAGGCGUAUCGGCUGUACUCGCUCGCGAAGACGGCGCGUCGGCGAGAGCACGACGGCUACGUCGCCGCCACCGACGUCCGCCCGGAUCCGGGCGCGGCCGCGGAGGGACCGCCGGGCGUCGCCGCGGCGCCGUUCAGCGGCGUCGCGGCGACGACGCUGGUCGGCCCGAAGGACGGCGGCGGCGCGGAGGCGGGGGCGAUGAUCCGAUGCCGGCGGUGUCGGCGGCUGUUGGCGCGAGGGACCAACCGAACGCCGCACGCGCCGGGGGAGGGCGUCGACGCGUUCAGCUGGCGGAAGCGGCGGCGCGGCGGCGGUGGGGGGGGUGGAGCGGGGAUGUUGGGGGCGAGCGCGAGCGCGAGCGCGGCGCCGUCGCCGUCGUGCCAAAACAUCUUCCUCGAGCCGUUGGCGUGGAUGCGCGGCGUCGAGGACGCGAGCGUUGUGGAGAAGAAGCUGUGUUGCCCGAAGUGCGAGACGAAGGUCGGGCACUUCAACUGGUCCGGGUCGCGGUGCUCCUGCGGCGCGUGGGUCACGCCGUCGUUCUACGUGCAGUCCGGGAAGGUGGACGUCAUGCCGUACGCUACCUAG